Molecule: messenger RNA, 1032 nt
Organism: Cordyceps fumosorosea ARSEF 2679
Lineage: Eukaryota; Fungi; Ascomycota; Sordariomycetes; Hypocreales; Cordycipitaceae
Product: MT-A70 family
Exons: 1
Coding region: 1-1032 (343 amino acids)
Cellular component (GO): RNA N6-methyladenosine methyltransferase complex; nucleus
Molecular function (GO): nucleic acid binding; methyltransferase activity
Source: RefSeq, a predicted model, not a curated record
AUGCACCCGCUGCAGCGGCGGCCUUCCAACGCCGCCCCUGCCAAGCUACCUUCCAUUCUCUACCGCAGCCCAGACGGCGCCACUGUCAUCCUCGACAUUCCCCGUUCGCUCGAGGAGAGCCAGGUAUGCGCCGGCGAGGAGCACUCUGCGCGAUGCCGCAUCUACUCUUCACCGGCCCCCACGACGCCGUUUGCGACGCCGGAGCCGGCCAACGGCCAAGGUCCUGAUGCCACUGCCUCGCCAGCAGCGCAGAUUGCCACCUUGAUGACGGCCGAGACUCUUCGCAGCGUACUGGAGGCCCUCGCGCAGGAACAUACAGGCGCGUAUUGCCUGCCGCGACAGAUACCCCCAGAGUUGCCAUCCUCGCCGCCGCCACAAACCGUCGACUCUGAACCCUACAUCCCACCAGAGGCAGCCCUUCUUCACGGAUCCAUACAGAACUUGGCGCAAUCCUUUGCCCAGCGCGCGCCCAAAUUCCACCUCAUCGUCAUGGAUCCCCCGUGGCCGAACCGCUCCGUCCGGCGCACCACCUCUGCCCGCUACAAGACGGCCGGCUCGCUUUCUGAGCUCGGCGACACCCUCCGCGCCAUCCCCGUCCGCGCACACCUCCACGAUGACGGCCUGGUUGCCGUGUGGAUCACCAACAAGCCUCGUAUCGUAGACUGGCUCGCCGGCCUCCUGGCGGAAUGGCGGCUCGAGGUUGUCGCGGAGUGGACGUGGCUCAAGGUCACAGCCGGCGGGGAGCCGCUGUUCCCGCUCGACUCGGCCUGGCGGAAGCCCUGGGAGAAGCUGGUCGUAGCGAAGCGCGUAGGUGUCCCGGAUCUCGGACUGCUGGCCUCGAGGACCAUCGUCGCCGUGCCCGACGUGCACUCGCGCAAGCCGAACCUCAGAGGCCUCUUUGGGGAGGUCUUUGGUCCGGGAUACACGGGCCUCGAGGUGUUUGCGCGAGGCCUCACGGCUGGCUGGUGGAGCUGGGGAGACGAGGUGCUCAAGUUUCAGCAGCCGCAGCAUUGGCACACCAAGCAGAAUUAG